Messenger RNA from Cercocebus atys (sooty mangabey), 6818 nucleotides. RefSeq names its product complement component (3b/4b) receptor 1 (Knops blood group) (gene CR1). The record is from RefSeq and is a predicted model, not a curated record. Lineage: Eukaryota; Metazoa; Chordata; Mammalia; Primates; Cercopithecidae. The transcript has 23 exons. Bases 1228 to 4776 code for a protein of 1182 amino acids. Gene Ontology annotation, biological process: negative regulation of complement activation, classical pathway.
UGAAGAUAACAGAGCAAAGCACUGAGGAAUGAGGGAAAAGUGGGGUGCAACAUUAGACAGGGUGAGCAGUUGGAGACUCCUUAAAUUCUCAAAACAUGUACCUAAGUCAUUUAUGCUGAGAGAUUCAUAAAUAAUAAGUUGAUUUUUGAAAAAGAGAGCCCCAUAUGUUCAAUAAUCAGUAGACUACUGAUUUCUCCUAGUCUAACUAUUUGUAAUUUCCCCAAUGGUAGAUAGAACUUUGCUUCAUUUCUUGAUUCUAACAAUUGGAAAACAUGUUUCUUUAGAAGACCAUGAAAUUUUACUAAAAUGUUUAUGUUGUUAGAAAUAUACUUGGACAUCUUACAGUGCUUUUUAGAGGAAAAUUUUGUAAGAACAAAACUUAUACAGAGAUUCUUGCUGUCUAAGUAAUCCAGUGCUCCUUGAAGCAGCAUGAUAAAUGUCUGUUCUACUACUAUGCAUUAAAACUCAUUGAUUGACUACUCAAGAUUUCUCUUAUUUUUCAUAAUUCUUGCUAGUUAAAGUAGCUUCUUCCAAAUUCCAGUUCUAACGAAAACGCCAAUUAGAAAUGAGGGAGAGACUGUUCUAAACAAAUCAGUAGAUGCUAGAAAGGAGUAACAACUUGAAACCUGACCCAGAACGUAAAAAGAGAAAAUUAAUCAUCAACAGACACAGCCAUUUUCAAAAGCAAAGCAAUCUGAAUCCAUUUGGAGUUUUUUAUAAUGGCCUGACUACGUUUCAAUUCACUGUGAUAGGGCUAUUGUUAUCACAGAGAUUGAUGAUCAGUAUCAAUAAGUAAUCAGUGGAAGGUUUCACCUAUUUAAGAUUAUUAGCACACAUAUAUGCAUUUGAGAAAUAUUUCCCAAGAACGUAGGCUCCUUCCUCAGCACUGCGUCCCCAGGAUCCUGAUGAGUGGCUGACACAGGACAAGUGCUCAAUUAAUAAAUAUUGACUAAAUGAAUGAGAAACCCAUCAAAAUGGUUAUUUUUCUUCUUCAGAUGUUUUGCUACUUCAUUAAAGUUGUAACGUUUCUAUUGUCCAGGAACCGUUACUAUCUGGAAGAUUCAGGAUAGAAAAAUCUCUUUUGUACUUUCCAAUACACUUUCAUUGACAUCUCAUUUAAUCCAACUCUUCAAAGUCCUAAUGUCCACUGUCACCUCCUUAGCAUAUUUUCAGCAACAACAAUCAUAGCACCCUGUAAUUGCAGAAUACCUCUGGGGAAACUCCUGAAUGACACUUAGGGCUUUUGUCUUUUUUCCAGAAAUCUUUUGUCCAAGUCCUCCAGUUAUUCCUAAUGGGAGACACACAGGAAAACCUCUGGAAGUCUUUCCCUUUGGAAAAGCUGUAACUUACACAUGUGACCCCCACCCAGACAGAGGGAUGACCUUCGACCUCAUUGGGGAGAGCACCAUCCGCUGCACAAGUGACCCUCAAGGGAAUGGGGUUUGGAGCAGCCCUGCCCCUCGCUGUGGAAUUCUGGGUCACUGUAAAGCCCCGGAUCAUUUUCCGUUUGCUAAGUUGAAAACCCAAACCAAUGCAUCUGACUUUCCCAUUGGGACAUCUUUAAAGUACGAAUGCCAUCCUGAGUACUACGGGAGGCCGUUCUCUAUCACAUGUCUAGAUAACCUGGUGUGGUCGAGUCCCAAAGAUGUCUGUAAACGUAAAUCAUGUAAAACUCCUCCAGAUCCAGUGAAUGGCAUGGUGCACGUGAUCACAGACAUCCAGGUUGGAUCCAGAAUCAACUAUUCUUGUACUACAGGGCACCGACUCAUUGGUCACUCAUCUGCUGAAUGUAUCAUCUCAGGCAAUACAGCCUAUUGGAGCACAAAGCCGCCAAUUUGUCAGCGAAUUCCUUGUGGGCUACCCCCAGCCAUCGCUAAUGGAGAUUUCAUUAGCACCAACAGAGAGUAUUUUCACUACGGAUCUGUGGUGACCUACCGCUGCAAUCUUGGAAGCGGAAGGAAAAAGCUGUUUGAGCUCGUGGGUGAGCCUUCCAUAUACUGCACCAGCAAAGAUGACCAAGUGGGCAUCUGGAGCGGCCCGGCCCCUCAGUGCAUUAUACCUAACAAAUGUAUGCCUCCAAAUGUGGAAAAUGGAAUAUUGGUAUCUGUCAACAGAAGCUUAUUUUCCUUAAAUGAAGUUGUGGAGUUUAGGUGUCAGCCUGGCUUUGUCAUGAAAGGACCCCGCCGUGUGCAAUGCCAGGCCCUGAACAAAUGGGAGCCAGAGUUACCAAGCUGCUCCAGGGUGUGUCAGCCACCUCCAGAAAUCCUGCAUGGUGAGCAUACCCCAAGUCAUCAGGACAAAUUUUCACCUGGGCAGGAAGUGUUCUACAGCUGUGAGCCCGGCUAUGACCUCAGAGGGGCUGCGUCUCUGCACUGCACGCCCCAGGGAGACUGGAGCCCUGAAGCCCCCAGAUGUGCAGUGAAAUCCUGUGAUGACUUCUUGGGUCAACUCCAUCAUGGCCGUGUGCUAGUUCCAUUCAAUCUCCAGCUUGGGGCAAAGGUGUCCUUUGUCUGUGAUGAAGGGUUUCGCUUAAAGGGCAGUUCCGUUAGUCAUUGUGUCUUGGUUGGAAUGAGAAGCCUUUGGAAUAACAGUGUUCCUGUGUGUGAACAUAUCUUUUGUCCAAAUCCUCCAGCUAUCCUUAAUGGGAGACACACAGGAGCUCUCCUUGGAGAUAUUCCCUAUGGAAAAGAAAUAUCUUACACAUGUGACCCCCACCCAGACAGAGGGAUGACCUUCAACCUCAUUGGGGAGAGCACCAUCCGCUGCACAAGUGACCUUCAAGGGAAUGGGGUUUGGAGCAGCCCCGCCCCUCGCUGUGAACUUUCUGUUCGUGCUGGUCACUGUAAAACCCCACAGCAGUUUCCAUUUGCCAGUCCUACAAUCCCAAUUAAUGACUUUGAGUUUCCAGUCGGGACAUCUUUGAAUUAUGAAUGCCAUCCUGGGUAUUUUGGGGGAAUGUUCUCUAUCUCCUGCCUAGAAAACUUGGUCUGGUCAAGUGUUGAAGACAACUGUAGACGAAAAUCAUGUGGAACUCCUCCAGAACCCUUCAAUGGAAUGGUGCAUAUAAACACAGAUACCCAGUUUGGAUCAACAGUUAAUUAUUCUUGUAAUGAAGGGUUUCGACUCAUUGGUUCCCCAUCUACUACUUGUCUCGUCUCAGGCAAUAAUGUCACGUGGGAUAAGGAGGCACCUAUUUGUGAGAUCAUAUCUUGUAAGCCACCUCCAACCAUAUCCAAUGGAGACUUCUACAGCAACAACAGAACAUCUUUUCACAGUGGAACAGUGGUAACUUACCAGUGCCACACUGGACCAGAUGGAGAACAGCUGUUUGAGCUCGUGGGAGAACGGUCAAUAUAUUGCACCAGCAAAGAUGAUCAAGUUGGUGUUUGGAGCAGCCCUCCCCCUCAAUGUAUUUCUACUAAUAAAUGCACAGCUCCAGAAGUUAAAAACGGAAUUAGAGUACCAGGAAAUAGGAGUUUCUUUUCCCUCAAUGAGAUCGUGAGAUUUAGAUGUCAGCCCGGCUUUGUCAUGGUAGGGUCCCACACUGUGCAGUGCCAGACCAACAACAGAUGGGGGCCCAAGCUGCCACACUGCUCCAGGGUGUGUCAGCCGCCUCCAGAAAUCCUGCAUGGUGAGCAUACUCCAAGCCAUCAGGACAACUUUUCACCUGGGCAGGAAGUGUUCUACAGCUGUGAGCCCGGCUAUGACCUCAGAGGGGCUGCGUCUCUGCAUUGCACGCCCCAGGGAGACUGGAGCCCUGAAGCCCCCACAUGUACAGUGAAAUACUGUGAUGAAUUCCUGGGCCAACUCCCUCAUGGCCAUGUGCUGUUUCCACUCAAUCUCCAGCUUGGAGCAAAGGUGUCCUUUGUUUGCGAUGAAGGGUUCCGAUUAAAAGGCAGGUCUGCUAGUCAUUGUGUCUUGGCUGGAAUGAAAGCCCUUUGGAAUAGCAGUGUUCCAGUGUGUGAACAAAUCUUUUGCCCAAAUCCUCCAGCUAUCCUUAAUGGGAGACACACAGGAGCUCCCCUUGGAGAUAUUCCCUAUGGAAAAGAAAUAUCUUACACAUGCGACCCCCACCCAGACAGAGGGAUGACCUUCAACCUCAUUGGGGAGAGCACCAUCCGCUGCACAAGUGACCCUCAAGGGAAUGGGGUUUGGAGCAGCCCCGCCCCUCGCUGUGAACUUUCUGUUCCUGCUGCCUGCCCACAUCCACCCAAGAUCCAGAACGGGCAUUACAUUGGAGGACACGUAUCUCUAUAUCUUCCUGGGAUGACAAUCAGCUACAUUUGUGACCCCGGCUACCUGUUAGUGGGAAAGGGCAUCAUUUUCUGUACAGACCAGGGAAUCUGGAGCCAAUUGGAUCAUUAUUGCAAAGAGGUAAAUUGUAGCUUCCCACAGUUUAUGAAUGGAAUCUCGAAGGAGUUAGAAAUGAAAAAAGUGUAUCACUAUGGAGAUUAUGUGACUUUGGAGUGUGAAGAUGGGUAUGCGCUGGAAGGCAGUCCCUGGAGCCAGUGCCAGGCGGAUGACAGAUGGGACCCUCCUCUGGCCAUAUGUACCUCUCGUGCACGUGAUGCUCUAAUAGUUGGCACUUUAUCUGGUAUGAUCUUCGUUAUUUUAUUCAUCAUUUUCCUCUCUUGGAUAAUUCUAAAGUACAGAAAAGGCAAUAAUGCACAUGAAAAACCUAAAGAAGUGGCUAUCCAUAUACAUUCUCCAGGAGGCAGCAGCGUUCAUCCCCAAACUCUGCAAACAAAUGAAGAAAAUAGCAGUGUCCUUCCUUGACAAAGUACUAUACAGCUGAAGAACAUCUCGAGGUACAAUUUUGGUUGGAAAGGAGCCAAUUGAUUUCAACAGAAUCAGAUCUGAGCUUCAUAAAGUCUUUGAAGUGACUUCACAGAGAUGCAGACACGUGCACUUGAAGAUGCUGCCGCUUCCCCAGUACCUAGCAAAGUUCCUCCCUCUUUGUGUGCAUCACUGUGAAACCCCCACCCUUCUGCCUCGUGCUAAAUGCAGUGUCUAGUUGGGGGAAAAGACUGCUUUUAGGAGAUAGAAAAUGGUUUGAAUUACUUAAAGGAAUAAGGUGUUGCCUGGAAUUGCUGGUUUAUAAGUUGGUCAUUUUUCUUUUUUAAAAUAUUUGUAAUAUGGAAUGGGCUCAUUAAGGAGAGCUUGGAAAAUGCAGAAAGUUAUGAAAAAUAAGUCACAUAUGAUUAUGCUACCUAGUGAUAACCACUCCUAAUAUUUGAUUCAUUUUCUGCCUUUCUUCUUUCACAUAUGUGUUUUUUUACACAUGUACUUUUCUCCCCUUAGUUUCCUUUUAUUUUAUAGAGCAGAACCCUAGUCUUUUAAACAGUUUGGAGUGAAAUAUAUGCUAUAUCAGUUUUUACUUUCUCUAGGGAGAAAAAUUAAUUUACUAGAGAGGCAUGAAAUGAUUAUGAGAAGGGUGGUUAAGACUACUCAAGAGAAAUAUUUGGAAAAUAAGCUUUGGAUAUUUUCUAAGCUUUAUUUCAAAAGCACUUUUUGCUAUGUUCUUUAUAAAAAACAUGAUAAAAAUUGAAAUGAAAGAAUAAUUGUUAUUAUAAAAGUAACUAGCUUAGUUUUGUAUGGAUUCAGAAUAUACUAAAUUAACUUUUUAAAACAUAAAUUUUUAAAAAUAUAUCAAAAUAAUGUGUUCUGAUAUUUUUAAAAUAAAUGAGCUUGUGCUCUUCAACCUGUCCACAUCUUUAGAGAAUAAAAAUGUGUUAUGUUAUUAUGGGCUAUGCUAACAUAUGGGCUAUGUUAUUAUGGGCUAUGCUAACAUCAGAAUAUUUCUGGAUAUUUAAGAAUAGCUUUAUCUAUGACUACUGCUCAUUUCUGUGUAAUUCUGUUUAACAGUUGCUUUAAAGGUGAAUUCUGCCACCUUUACUUGAUAGCAAUAUAAGGAGUGAGAGAGACAUGAACCUGAAUUUCAAUUUAAAAUCAUGGAAGAGAGGGGAAAAAAACAGCUUAAGAAAAAUCAACUGAUAAAGGGCAAGAAAAAAAAAUGCAACUUACAUCACAAAGGCUAAUUGCUUUAUUGUUUAGAGAGUACUUAAAAAUUCAAAGACCAAACUUCUCUCCACCCCACAAAAAUGGGCAAAGGACAUACAGCUAGGUCACCAAGAAAGAAGGGCAAGUAGGUGGUGAAUAUAUGUAAAUAUACUUGACAGGACUUUUGCUUAGUUGGAUCUUUAGCAAAUCUCUUUUAUUUCUUGGGAUUUUGAAGAAGUAACUUUUAAAGGAAGACUAGAAACAACGUGAUUAGGAAUUGGUCUUUUUUGAAUCAAAAUUUCCCAUCACAAGAAAAAAAAAAUCCUGUGUUCUCUUUUUUUCCAAAAUGGAGUAGGUCAGUGAGCAAUGUGAUCAAUAAAUAUGCAAUACCUGUGACUUUUGUUUUGUUUUGGAGACAGGGUCUUGCUUUGUUACCCAGGCUGGAAUGCAGUGGUGCUAUCUAGGCUUACUGCAACCUCACCUGUAACUUUUUAAUUGCAAGAAAGCCAAAAGAUUUUUUUCUAUUACAUCAGUUAUAAUGAGAAAUACUGUAUAUGCUAACUAUGAGUAAAAUACUAUAUUGCCUAACUUGUAUUAUUAAGCAAUUCUGCUGACCUGAGACCUUACAUUUUCAUCUGAAAAGCAGGGACUGGACACCAAUUGCCCUCUGAAGUUAUUCCUAGUCCUAAUAUUCUUUGUUUUGCUUGCUUUUCUGGCACACUUAAGUGUGUAGUAUAAAGUUUAUGAUGCUUAAAUGAAAUUUUCUGUCUCUACCAUUAUAAUGAGAAGGGAAUAAAAUACUUUAUUUUGCAAAUCUA